This is a messenger RNA of Dermacentor albipictus, 985 nucleotides long. RefSeq lists its product as uncharacterized. Lineage: Eukaryota; Metazoa; Arthropoda; Arachnida; Ixodida; Ixodidae. The record is from RefSeq and is a predicted model, not a curated record.
GGGUAGGUGGUGCUCAUCGUGAUAAGAGGAGGAAGAUGAAGACCGAAUGCAAUACACUGUUUCUCGCAGCGCCUCAUUGCUAAGUGUUUUCCAUGGGAGAGUAUUUAGAGGUUUCAUGACAUGUGCACAGUCACUUUGAGACAGAGCGCCAUUUUUACAGUCAUUUGUCUGCUCAUAAACGGCUGCAACGUGGUCAUCGUGGUCGUGCCCCAAGUCAAGGUGUUCCUGCGCAGCCAGCACUGGUUCCCUUACAUUCCGGACGUACACAACGUGAGCUGGCUGGUGAGCCAAGAUUCGUCGGAGUACAUCACGGUUGGGCUGGCUGGUGCGAGCAUCUUUUUCGACUUGCUCAUGUUUGGUGGUUGCAUCACUAAGACUCCGCAGCUGCUGGACGCCGGAUGCCUGUGGCACUACUUCGAUUUGGGCGCCGACCUUAUCGUCGGCUUCGUGUCAGCCAAUUACUCGACGCCCAUCAUUGUCAUCAACAAAACCACCGUCGUGGAACCACCGAGGCAGCCGGUGGCGCCCGUGCGACCAUCUAUCUGCGCGGGGCUGGCCCUGUGCUCUGACGCCGGGAAUGUUCUCGACGCGGCGAAUGCUGCGCUUGUCGACAGCGCCGCGAAGCAGCAGCUGUCCGCUGCCGUCAGCAGUCAUCGGGCAACAGCGGUGGCGUCGGCAGGCAACCGUGAUAAUCCGUACAAGGUUCUUCUGGAGCCACCCACUGUGCGGCAAUUCCUGCACUUUCCGUACGUUUUAAUCAGGGCCUUUGUUAAGUGCCAGAUGCUGGGAAUGUACGGAAUAUUUGUCCAUCAUUACAAGAAAUGACGCGCAGAAGGCCGCCGCAAACGUUUUUUUUUUUAGAGAGAAACUCGCCACAUUGUUGUAUGUUUGUUCUCGCACAGCAUCUGUGAUGACUUAUAGUGCAUCGCGCUUUCUUAUCAUUUUAUCGAUGUACCCUCAUAAAGUUUCGUUACUGCGUUGUUUA